AUGCCCAGAACGCUCCAGAUUAUCGUUGCUUUCACGAUCCUGAUGUUCCCGAUGUCGCUCUUCGCACAGCCUCAGCUCCCGGCUUGUCCAGAGGAUCGGGAUCAGGGGUUGUGGUCAUUUAUGGAUCGCUAUUUGCUCGCGCUUUAUGACAGCGAUCCGAGCAGCUAUUACUUCAUCUUGGAAGAUGAGUCGCGUCUGGAUGAGCUCGCCGAUGUUUCCGCCGCGGCUCAGCAGGUCUGGAUCGAUACAGAACGAGAGCUCCUCAACGAGCUCCGCUCGCUCGACCAAUCCGGAUUCAACGAAGCGGAUCGGACGGACUUCGAUCUACUCCAAUACGAACUGAGCGUGAAUCAGCAGCGAGCGAAGUACAAGAGCUUUCAGACCCCGAUCACCUCGAUCGGAGGUCCUCAGAUCUGGCUCCCACAAAUGGGAUCACGACUCCCGAUGAGCACGCAGGCGCACAAGGAGAUGUACCUCACGCGGCUCAAGCGCGUCGAUAUCCAGAUCGGGGAUCACAUCGACAACAUGCGUGCAGGGAUUCAAUCAGGACGCGUCCCGCCGAGAGUGGUGGUUGAGCCAGCCGUGCAACAAGCACUUGCACAAUGCAGCGCCGAGAUCCGCAACAAUCCAGCACAGUCGCCGUUCUAUGGACCCUUCGCGAGUAUCGAACAAGAAAGUGAACUCGCGAUCGAAGCACGAGCGGUCAUCACGGAUCGCAUCGUGCCGGUCUUCAUGGAACUUGCGUUGUUUCUUCAGAACGAAUACAUCCCGGCAUGCCGAGAGUCCUUCGGUGCCAGUGAUGGGAUCGACGGCAUCGAGGGGUACAACUCCGCGCUCGCGAUGCACACGACCAUCCCGACGAUCACCGCAGAGUCGAUCCAUAACAUCGGUUUAGGUGAGGUCGAACGGAUCAAACGCGAGAUGAUGCAAGUCAUCAGCCAGACCGAUUGGAUCGCCGAUCCAAACCACGGCGGUUUCCUCGAUACCACUCCGGAGCAUCUCUUCUCAGUGUUUACCAACUACCUCCGGACAGAUCCACGCUUCUAUCACACCGAUCCGGAUGAACUGCUUGAGGAGUAUCAAGCGAUUGCCAAACGCGUGGAUCCCGGAAUGUCCGAGUUGUUCUAUCGACUCCCGCGUUUGUCCUAUGGCGUCAAACGACUCCCUGAGUACCAAGAGGCAAACGCGCCCACGGCGUAUUACUACCCCGGGAAUCUCCAAUCGGGAGUUCCAGGUUACUUCAUGGCCAACUGCUCGAAGCUUGACCAGCGGCCUCGCUAUGAGAUGAUCGCGCUGACAAUGCAUGAAGCGGUGCCGGGACACCAUCAUCAGUAUGCACUUGUCGAUGAGAUCGAGAACCAGCACCCGAUUCGGCAGACGAUGGGAUUCACGGCGUUCGGAGAGGGAUGGGCACUAUAUGCCGAAGCACUUGGGCUCGAGAUGGGUGACAAGUCCACCAAUGGACUCUACAGCGAUCCAUACGACAACUUCGGUCGGCUCAACAUGGAGAUGUGGAGAGCGUUGCGAUUGGUUGUGGACACCGGACUGCACGCGAAGGGAUGGACUCGUCAGCAAGCGAUCGACUACAUGAUCGAGAACAGCGCCUUGGCGCCCCACAACAUCGAAUCGGAGGUUGAUCGAUACAUCGGUUGGCCAGGACAAGCGACGGGUUACAUGAUCGGACUACUGACGAUCAAGGGACUGCGCCAAUACGCGGAGCGUGAACUCGGGGAUGCAUUUGAUCUGCGUGCAUUCCAUGAUGAGAUUCUCAAAGACGGCUCGAUCCCAUUGCCAUUGCUCGAAAAACAAAUCACCCGCUGGGUAAUGUCCCAGCGGGCUGAUGUGAUGCCUUGA
Messenger RNA from Symbiodinium sp. CCMP2592, 1854 nucleotides. NCBI's taxonomy places the organism in Eukaryota, Dinophyceae, Suessiales, Symbiodiniaceae. The record is from the annotation of a GenBank genome assembly.